AUGAAGAACCUCAUCACUUACACCCUUGCGGCCACGCUUGCCGCCGGCGCCACCGCCCAGCACCACAACCACCAGCACAUGCACGCUCGUCGUCACGCUGGAUCCAAGGUCGAGAAGCGCAGCCCUGAUGUUAUCACCGAGUAUGUUGUCGGUGCCACUGAGACUGUCUACGAGCUUGCUGGUAAGGAAAUCGACAUCGACGCCGCCAAGGCCGGUCUGAAUGGAGGUAACCUCGUCAUUGUUGGCGAGUCUAACCCAACCUACGACGCUCCCGUUGCCCCCCAGACCCCUGCUGCUCAACCUGAGCAGGCUACACAGCCCAAGAAGGAGGUCGGCGCCCAAUUCUACGAAUCCAAGACUGUCGAGGCUUCUACCGCCGUUGCCGAGCCUGCCUACUCUGCUCCCGCCGUCGUCAAGCCCACCAAGCCCAAGGCUGAGAAGCCCAAGACUGAGAAGCCUAAGACGGGUGGCUCCACCUCUGGUUUCACAGGCACUGGCUCCGGUGUCGACAAGAAGUUCAAGAGCGGCGAGGUUGACUGCGACACCUUCCCCUCCGAGUACGGCGCUGUUGCUCUUGACUGGCUCGAGCUCGGUGGCUGGUCUGGUAUCCAGUACGUUCCCGACUUUACCCUCUCAUCCACCAGCAUUUUCAAGAUUGCCACCGCUAUCAAGGGCGAGGGCUGCACUCCUGGAGCUAUGUGCUCUUACGCCUGCCCUGCUGGUUACCAAAAGACCCAAUGGCCCUCCGCUCAGGGUGCCGAUAAGGAGUCUGUUGGUGGUCUUUACUGUAACGAGAACGGCAAGCUCGAGCUGACCCGUGAGGACUUCGACACUCUUUGCGAUGCUGGUGUUGGUGGUGUCUCCAUCCAGAACGACCUCGACGAGGAUGUCGUCACUUGCCGAACUGAUUACCCCGGAACUGAGAACAUGGUCAUCCCCGCUCUUGCCAGCGCUGGUAGCUCCGUCAACAUCUGCAACCCUGCCCAGGACAAGUACUAUGUCUGGGAUGGCUCUGGCACCUCUGCUCAGUACUAUGUCAACAAGAAGGGCUACAGCAUUGAGGACGCUUGUGUUUGGGACAGCCCCAAGGGCAAGGACGCUGGCAACUGGUCUCCUGUUGUCCUCGGUGUCGGCCAAGCUGCCGAUGGCAACACCUACAUCUCUAUCUUCCAGAACCUGCCUACUAGCACUGCAUUGCUCGAUUUCAACAUUGAGAUCAAGGGAGAUGUUAACACUAAGUGCUCUUACGUUAAUGGAAAGUGGAGCGAGGGCGGAUCUGGCUGCACUACCACCAUCCCCAAGGGUGGCAAGGCUGUUAUCCGAUACUUCUAA
Molecule: messenger RNA, 1332 nt
Organism: Fusarium venenatum
Lineage: Eukaryota; Fungi; Ascomycota; Sordariomycetes; Hypocreales; Nectriaceae
Biological process (GO): fungal-type cell wall organization
Cellular component (GO): fungal-type cell wall; cell surface
Source: RefSeq, a predicted model, not a curated record